CCUGUGUGGCAACAGCAUUUCCCAUAAUGCAUUUGAGCAACUGUCUGUCGCUAACUGAGCUUCGAUCAAGGCUGGGUGAAGAACUGACGGUCACCCUCGGGGAAUAUAUAAAUUUCUCUUCGUGAAAGGUUGUGAAAGACCAGUGACACACAUCCCACAUGUUCAGGAUCGUCAAGGAUUUAAUGGAUGCAACAUUAGGAAACCAUUAGGAGGACCUUAUGGAAUCUAUAUUACCACAUCUUGGCUUAAACCCUUUUCGGCCCGGUCAGGACCAGAAACUAGUUACCUCUUCACCAGCUUAGCCCAAAUCCCCCAGGCCAAUGCUAAGUCCCUGACACGGUGAGGAGAUUGGAUUAAGAUAAUAUUAGAAUUCGCUCAGAGAAGGAGCGGAGGAACGCACCUGCAUGCCCCAGGGCCCAGAUUCAGGCCACUGUGUGCUCAUCUUCUGUGACUCCUUUACAGCCACAUACACACACUUUUUGCCACAGCCUGCCAUUUGUGCAGUAGAAGCUCACUUUCCAGCUUACAUCAAGCCCUGGGGUGGUGAGUGGCCAUUUGAAUGCGACAUCUCUGCGGCUUCAAGAGUGCAAUAGGACCCCCUGCCUUGACCAAGCUUCUGCUUCUGAUUACCUGCCCCCUGUUUAGUGUGUUGGUGUGUCGUGACUGAAGCCUGAAGAGUGAAGUGGUGUUGAUGGCCACAUGGCGGGAACAUCUCGUGAACAUAAAUGAGUAAAUUAGCUGACAAGUAAAUGGAAAAGGUCACAGCAGGCGAAGUUGUUGCUUCCAUGCCCAGUGCGGUCCAUCCGCUCUGAGAGAUGCCAUUGCUGCUGUGGACGGUCUGGAGAGGGGAGGCUGUGCCUGCCUGAAGCUUCUGUGGAAAGGACUGCAUUGGCCUUGACAAAUUAGCACACACAGACUCCGUAUGCCUCACUAGCAUACACACUAUGCCACUUGAACAGUAAGCUCCCUGUCUGGGGUCCCGCUGUUUGUAAGCUGUUGUGUGUGUGCGUGUGUGUGUGUGUGUGAAUGUGAGUGUGUGUGUGUGUUUUUUUUUUUUCUCUCUCUCUUGUUUGCCUGCCCUGGAAGUUUUGGAUGGUUGAGCACAAGGGGCACUCUGAAGGAGCCCGGUGGUGGUGGCUGAGAUUUGGCUGCAGUUGACAGAGCGGCGUGCCAGCCAGCCCUUCCGCACCGUAUCCCCACGCACACCUCCCACACCCCUGCAUCUGACGCAGGGAGGUUUUCGGGGAGAGCAAGGGGUUAGUCAUGAGGAUCCACUGACACACACACCUACACACACGUGUGCACACACACACAUACACACACACAGACCGCUUUAUUUCCUCGGACCGUCUGCGUUUUCAAGACUCCCUGUCCAACCCUCCCCCUCCCAGUGUGAGACGGAGGGAGCUGCAGGCAGAGGCCAUAGAACCCCGCCAUAGAACCCCGCCAUAACCUCCUCUCCGCUGACACUAACCUCAGAAGCCCAGCAUGAAGCUGAAGAAGCAGGUGACUGUAUGUGGGGGUGCCAUCUUCUGUGUGGCGGUCUUCUCCCUCUACCUGAUGCUGGACAAGGUCCAGCACGACCCUGCCAGAAGGCAGAACACUGGGGGCAACUUCCCCAGGAGCCAGAUCUCGGUGCUGCAGAACCGCAUUGAGCAGCUGGAGCAGCUGCUGGAAGAGAAUCAUCAGAUCAUCAGCCACAUCAAGGACUCUGUGCUGGAGCUCACCGACACAGGCGCCAUCUCGCCCAGCGGCCACCUGCCUUUCCGCAGCACCAACGGCUCCUGGGUCAUGCCCUUUGACGGGAGGCCCACCUUCCUCUCGCUGCGUCCGCGCGACUGCCAGUUUGCUCAGACCCGCCGCGGCCCCACCGAGCUGCAGACGCUCGAUGUUUACUCUCUGCUGAAUUUCGACAAUGUGGACGGUGGCGUGUGGAAGCAGGGCUUUGACAUCACCUACGACCCUGGCGAGUGGGAUGAAGAGCCCCUGCAGGUGUUUGUGGUGCCACAUUCACACAACGACCCAGGCUGGAUCAAGACGUUUGACAAAUACUACAGCGACCAGACGCAGCACAUCUUCAACAACAUGCUGGUGAAGCUGGCAGAAGACCCACGCAGGAAGUUCAUCUGGUCUGAGAUCUCCUUUUUCGCCAAGUGGUGGGAGAGCGUCGACAUUCACAAGCAGGCAGCCAUGCGCAAGUUGAUUCAGGACGGACAGUUAGAAAUGGUCUCGGGCGGCUGGGUGAUGCCUGACGAAGCCAACACCCACUACUUUGCCAUGAUCGACCAGCUCAUCGAGGGGCAUCAGUGGCUGGAGAGGAACUUGGGCAUCACGCCGCGCUCUGGCUGGGCCGUGGAUCCGUUUGGCCACAGCGCCACCAUGCCGUACGUGCUGAAGCGGGCCAACCUGACCAGCAUGCUCAUCCAGAGGGUCCACUACUCCAUCAAGAAGCACUUCGCCGGCAGCCGCAGUCUGGAGUUCAUGUGGAGACAGGCCUGGGACCCGGGCUCCAGCACGGACAUCUUCUGCCACAUGAUGCCGUUCUACAGCUACGACGUUCCGCACACCUGCGGACCCGACCCCAAGAUCUGCUGCCAGUUCGACUUCAAGCGCCUGCCAGGCAGCCGGGUCAACUGUCCUUGGAAGGUUCCGCCCAAACCAAUCGUGGACACUAACGUGGCUGAGAGGGCUAACCUUCUCCUGGACCAGUACCGCAAGAAGUCCAAGCUGUUCCGCAGUAAGGUUCUGCUGGUCCCACUCGGUGAUGACUUCCGCUACGAUAAGGCUUUGGAGUGGGACCAACAGUACCACAACUACCAGCGUCUGUUUGACUACAUGAACUCCCACCCAGAAAUGCAUGUGCAGGCCCAGUUCGGGACCCUGUCGGACUACUUCAGCGCCGUGUACAAGGCCAACGACGUGGCCCCCGGCACACGGCCGCCCGACUUCCCCGUGCUGAGCGGCGACUUUUUCGCCUACGCCGACCGCGAGGACCACUACUGGAGCGGCUACUACACCUCCCGGCCCUUCUACAAAAACCUGGACCGCAUACUAGAGUCCCACCUCAGGGGGGCAGAGAUCCUCUACAGCCUGGCGCUGUCCCACGCCCGCCACUCGGCCAUGGAGAGCCGCUACCCGGUGUGGAUCACGCUGCUGCUGGGCCUGACCGAGCAUAACGUCGCCCUCUUCCAGCACCACGACGCCAUCACGGGCACCGCCAAGGAGGCAGUCGUCAUCGAUUACGGCAACAGACUGUUGCGUGCUCUGGUGGGCCUGAAGAGAGUGAUCAUUAAUGCGGCCCACUUCCUGGUCAUGAAGAACAGAGACGUGUACCGCUUCUACCAGUCGGAGCCCUUCCUGGAAACGGAUGACCGACGAGCCACCCAGGACUCCCUCCCUCAACGCACUCUGAUUGAGCUGGACCCCAACGCCCCCAGGUAUCUGGUGGUGUUUAACCCAGUGGAGCAAGACCGGUUGUGUGUGGUGACUGCGCUGGUGAGUUCUCCAAACGUGCGUGUGCUGACCGAGGAUGGCCAGACCUUACCAGUGCAGCUCAGCGCCCAGUGGAGCUCCUCCUUGCAGGUCAACGCUGAGGUCUACCAGGUGUCCUUCAUGGCGCGGCUGCCUGCUCUGGGCCUGGCCGUGUACCACCUGUUUGAGACCACGGACUCUCCGAUGACCAUGCGCUCCGAGACGGUGAUGCGUCUGGCCCCGGGGUCCGGGGCCGUCAGGGGCCUGGACCCGCUGCCUCUCCGCAUGCAGGCGGCAGACGCCCAGCCCUUCUUCAUCCACAGCCAGGCCUUCACGCUCGGCUUCUCCGGCACCACCGGCCUGCUGGAGACGAUCCGGCGUAAGGAGGAGUCUCAGGAGAUGCGAAUGCAGUUCCAGUUUGUCACCUACGGCACGAGGCCAUCCAAGGACAAAAGCGGCGCGUACCUGUUCCUGCCCGACGGCAGAGCCAAGCCGUAUGCCCAGAGGGAUGCCCCGGUGGUGCGCGUGGUGGAGGGUCCGCUCUUCUCCGAGGUGGUCACCCACUACCAGCACUUCCAGCAGACGGUCUGCAUCCACAAUGUGCCCGGGGUGGACGGCCUCUCCCUAGACAUCAGCGUGCUGGUAGACAUCCGUGACCAGGCCAACAAGGAGCUGGCCAUGCGUGUGACCACGGACAUCCAGAGCGAGGACACCUUCUACACUGACCUCAACGGCUUCCAGAUCCAGCCACGGCGCUACUUCCACAAGCUCCCCCUGCAGGCCAACUUCUACCCCAUGCCCACCAUGGCCUAUAUACAGGACAGCCAGCACCGCCUGACCCUCCACACGGCCCAGGCCCUGGGUGUCACCAGUCUGGACAGUGGUCAGCUGGAGGUGAUCCUGGACCGCCGCCUGAUGCAGGAUGAUAACCGGGGGCUGGGCCAGGGCCUGAAGGACAACAAGAGGACCCUCAACCGCUUCCGCCUGCUGUUGGAGAGGCGUCCGGGCAGCAGCCGGCUUGCAUCCAAUGCUGGCCUGUUUGCCAGAGUCUCCUCCUAUUUCUCUGGCAUGUUCGGUGAUGAGGCUAAAGAGCAGGUCAUGGACAGCGAGCCCCUGAGCUUCCCGUCCAUCAUCAGUCACAUGACGUCAGCGUUCCUGAACCACGAGGUGCUGGCUCUGCCGGUGGUGCCCAAGCACGGCGUGCCCCCCCUGCGCACCUUCGCCCCCCUCGCCACCCCGAUGCCCUGUGACUUCCACCUGCUCAACCUACGCACCAUCCAGAGCCAGCAGGACCCUCAAAGCCCAUCCCCCCUCACCGCUCUGCUGCUGCACCGCAAAGCUCUGGACUGCAGGCUGGAGGCCCAGAACCCCGGCUUCAACUGCAGCACCACACAUGGACAGCUGACCAUGUCCAGUCUGUUCCGGGGUCUGGACCUGCAGCUGCUGCAGCCCACAUCUCUGUCCCUGCUCUACCCGGGGACGCCUCUGGCCAACGACUCCGCCAUCACCCUGGAGCCCAUGGAGAUCUCCACCUACAAGCUCAAGCUACGUUAGCCCACCACACAGCCAUGCACGUUUGGGGCGACCAG
Alosa alosa (allis shad) is the source of this 5060-nucleotide messenger RNA. It is a transcript of the gene man2a2, whose product is annotated as mannosidase, alpha, class 2A, member 2. Gene Ontology annotation, cellular component: Golgi membrane. Gene Ontology annotation, molecular function: carbohydrate binding; alpha-mannosidase activity. Gene Ontology annotation, biological process: protein deglycosylation; mannose metabolic process; N-glycan processing. Lineage: Eukaryota; Metazoa; Chordata; Actinopteri; Clupeiformes; Clupeidae. The record is from RefSeq and is a predicted model, not a curated record.